Messenger RNA from Adineta steineri, 612 nucleotides. The record is from the annotation of a GenBank genome assembly. Lineage: Eukaryota; Metazoa; Rotifera; Eurotatoria; Adinetida; Adinetidae.
AUGAAUCAAACUUCCUCAUCAUUAGCAAGUAAUGAUGAUUUAAAAGAAUUAUGUAUUUUACUUGAUGAAGAACGUUAUAAAAUGCAUGAAUUAGCUGAACAAUGGAAAAUGUUUGGUACAAAUACAAUACGUAAACUAACAUGUCAAAUAGUUGAUUAUCAAAAUAAAUUAAAUGAACUUGAACAACGACAAAUUUUACUUGUAAAUGAAAAUCAAACACUUAAAUCAUUUAUCCAACAAAUAAUAAUAAAAAUAAAUGAAAAUAAAAAAAUUCAACGAAAUGUUUCAACACAAACAAAUGUUGAAAAACGUGAAUCAUUUCGUUAUUCAUGUUUUCAAAAACCCAAACCAACUUAUGAUCGUUUAAUACGAACAAAACUAACAAAUCAACAAAAAAUUCCAAUAAAAAAAUCAAUUAAUGACCCACUUCAACAACAAAUUUCUAUCCAAAAUAUGUUUGAUGCUAUUAGAACAGCUGAAGUUUAUGAAUCAAUUGAAAAUAUGACUGGAAAUGCUAAUGAUACAGAAAAAAAAUUACUUAAAGAAUUUUGUAAUUUUGUUUGGAAAUAUCUUGAAGAUCGGUCAAAACCGAAUAGUAGUUGUCUAUUAUAA